This is a messenger RNA of Cladocopium goreaui, 1013 nucleotides long. NCBI's taxonomy places the organism in Eukaryota, Dinophyceae, Suessiales, Symbiodiniaceae. The record is from the annotation of a GenBank genome assembly.
UGAUACUUGCAAUACUCCAACUUCGCGUCGCUUUCCCAAGCCAAAAUGCCUAGCGCCAGCGCCAUCAGCGCCAUCAGGGCCAUUGCCAUCGCCGUUCUUUUUCUGGAAGUUGAAGCCAGUCGUUCCUUCGAGACAGAGACUGCUUCAGAGUUAUUCGAUGCUUUGGAGAACAGAUCUCACCAGUCUCAUGCAGGAGAACUUGGAGAGCCAGUUGACUUAGAUGGAACCGUUGCAAAGAAAGGAUGGGAAUGUGGGAAGCCUGCAGAUGACGUCCCAAAUCGAGAGUUGGUGAAAAAUGCCAAGAAGAAGGCGCAAUAUCUCAUCUACAACUGGCUCAAAAAAAGUGUAUGCCCUCCUUCUCUGGGGGAGAAGGAGCAACACUGGGUUGCUAGGCCACCAUCAGUUCUAGAUCAGAAGAGAGGCAAACCCUGCAAGUCAUCCAUCACUGGUAUCCUGGCGGAAUGCAAAGAAUUUUGAGGUUGGGCAUUCGGAUGUGAGUGGCAACAGUUUGAUGAAUUGAAGAUACGAAUCAGAAUGCGUAGAGAUGCGUAGAGAGACAGUUCCAGGUUGUUGCCCAUUGGCUAGGUGAAAUCAUUUGAGAAACGGUAGUUGGCUUAACUGAGUAACUCGGCAACUGAAGGUCCUUUAGUCAGAUGCCAGGGCCAGGGCCAGGGCCAGGGGCCAGGGCCAGGGGCCAGCGAGGUCAAGAAGAUUCGAUUGGCUGCAUGAAGUUUCAUUGGGAUUUGGAUGUUGGAGAAUGUGGAUCCAAACUUGUUUCACAAGUUCAAAGCCCUGAAGAAAAGAAACUCAACAUCAAGGCAAUGCAAGACCGCUUCACAGUCAAAGGAGGAACGGCCACGGUGCUCUGCAGCGAUCUGAUGAGUGAGUCGGUUCGAAAGACCUACCCCUUGGAUCACUUCUCCGGCGACACCAUAUGGGGGUGAAACGGGUGAAACUGAUCGUGACUGAUUGCGGUGGCCGUUGGCAUAGCUUCAGGGCCUCAUGGAAAAGCA